Andrographis paniculata is the source of this 904-nucleotide messenger RNA. RefSeq lists its product as uncharacterized. The transcript has 5 exons. The record is from RefSeq and is a predicted model, not a curated record. The coding region runs from base 349 to 741 and encodes 130 amino acids. Lineage: Eukaryota; Viridiplantae; Streptophyta; Magnoliopsida; Lamiales; Acanthaceae.
CUUUGUUCUGUUUUGUUUUGUUUUGCUUGUUCUUCACAUUACGCCUCCUCCCUCCCCUUCCUCCUCUUUAACUUUUGGUUCCAUCCAAGAAUCAUUCAUUUUAAUUUCUUCGAAGAAGAAGAAGAAAGACGAAGAUUCUUCGAUUCAUCUCCCCAAAUCAUCCAUCAAAAGGAAGGGAACAAAGAUCUAGUUAGGGUGCAGUCGCAGAGAGACGAGGCUGAACGCUAUUCCUAUGAGAAAACCUCUCUAGAGUCCCUCAAAGCCUUCCAAUGGCUUUCUCUCAAUCAUUCCUCUUCUUCAGAUGAGUCGCCUGUGUCCGUUGCACGCAUCCCUCGCUCUUACGUCCCAAUGUCUCCGCCACCAUCCUUUCACACGUCCAAAGAACAAACUCAGAGGAAGAACACUGCUGCUGCAGUCGAGGACCGUAAGAGUGCCAGAGCAACUUCUGCCCCGCGCCCACGCGCAGUUUUGUCGAGUCCAGAGAACGAUUUGAUCAUCGGGAGGAAGAAAUCGCACGCCAGAAAAGAGCAGCUUCCGGGUCUGGAAAAUCGCAACAGGCACGCACAAUGCAAGAUUCUCCCUAAAUCCGUUGCUUUCGAUUGCUCUUCACCUGCACGCGGAUAUAACAAGGAAUUAGUAGAGCCAAGAAGCAGUAUUCGAGCAAAAAACAGAGCUUCAUCGGAUAGUUCGACCAAAAAAAAAGAUGAGAAAAAGACCGCCCCAAGACCUGCCCCGACUUGAGUUUGGACAAAAAUGUCGACAACAUUUGUCGAAAAUUUUGGAACAUACAACGUUUGCGUGGUUUGUUGAUUGCCCUUUUUUUUUUAGCGUCGAAUGUAAGGUAAGACGGUUUGAACGAGCCAUUUUGUCGCAAUCGAAAGGCAGAAAUGAAACGUCGAAUCUA